This is a messenger RNA of Jaculus jaculus (lesser Egyptian jerboa), 906 nucleotides long. It is a transcript of the gene Ube2s, whose product is annotated as ubiquitin conjugating enzyme E2 S. The transcript has 4 exons. The record is from RefSeq and is a predicted model, not a curated record. Lineage: Eukaryota; Metazoa; Chordata; Mammalia; Rodentia; Dipodidae. The coding region runs from base 178 to 846 and encodes 222 amino acids.
CGUGCGGAGCGGUUUGUGGUGCUGCGCGUCGCCGGAGGUCGUGGGGAGCGCAGCCGGGCCGCCGCGGCCCUCGCUGGGGUCACAGCGCUAGUUGUUGGGUCCCCCCUGCCCCGGCCGGCGGCCCAAAGAGUUGAAGAAGGGGGCCGGGGGGGACCCGCCCCCAGGCCGGCCGAAGUCAUGAGCUCCAACGUGGAGAACCUGCCGCCGCACAUCAUCCGCCUGGUGUACAAGGAGGUGUCCACGCUCACCGCCGACCCACCCGACGGCAUCAAGGUCUUCCCCAACGAGGAGGACCUCACCGACCUGCAGGUCACCAUCGAGGGCCCCGAAGGGACCCCCUAUGCUGGAGGUUUAUUCCGCAUGAAACUUUUACUGGGCAAGGACUUCCCUGCCUCACCACCUAAGGGCUACUUCCUUACUAAGAUCUUCCAUCCAAAUGUGGGAGCCAAUGGUGAGAUCUGUGUCAAUGUUCUCAAGAGGGACUGGACAGCUGAGCUGGGCAUCCGACAUGUGCUGCUGACCAUCAAGUGCCUGCUGAUCCACCCUAACCCAGAGUCAGCGCUCAAUGAGGAAGCAGGCCGUCUGCUCUUAGAGAACUACGAGGAAUAUGCUGCCCGUGCCCGUUUGCUCACAGAGAUCCAUGGGGGUGCCGGCCCCAGUAGCGGGAGAGCUGAGGCUGGUCAGGCCCAGUCCAGUGGUGCAGCAGCCUCCUCCACUGACCCCACGGCCCCUGGAGGUCUUGCAGGAGCUGAGGGUCCCAUGGCCAAGAAGCAUGCAGGCGAGCGUGACAAGAAGCUGGCGGCCAAGAAAAAGACGGAUAAGAAAAGAGCUCUGAGGCGGCUGUAGUGGGCUCUUCUUCCUCCCUCCUUUCCUUCCCUUCUCUCACUCUGUCUCUAAGUUAUUUAA